AUGCCAGACUACUCGUGGUACGACGGUCGCGGCCUGCACGACGACCCCCGCCUGGGUGACAUGUACAUGCUGGUCUCGCCCUUCUCCUUCCACGUCGUCGUGUCGCGCGCCGAGGCCGUGACGCAGAUCACGUCAGCCGCGCGGGACAGGUACCCCAAGGACACGGAGACGUACGGCAUCCUCAACCAGUUCGGCCGCAACGUGCUCACCGUCGAGGGCGCCGAGUGGCGCGUCCACCGCAAGGUCACGGCCUCGUCCUUCAACGAGAGGAACUCGGCCCUCGUCUUCCGCGAGGCCGUCCGCCAGGCUCAGGGCAUGGUGGCGUACUGGGAGCAGGAACUCGGCGAGAAGGGGGAGGUCACGGAUGUCGUCACCAGAGACGACGAGGCCAGCGAAGAAGUAGGACACGUCGUCGUCGACACGGCGACGACGACGACGGCGACGACAGCAAAGACAGCAAAGACAGCAAAGAACAAGGAUAUCCUACGCACCGUCGAACGAGAUACCAUGCGUCUGGCUCUCAACAUCAUAGGCUACGCCGGUUUCGGACUACGCCUCCUCUGGCCGAACCAGGAGGCCCCCGCCGACGCCGACGCCGUCGAGCUCAAAUACGGCUCCAUGGUCCCGCCGGAGGGCUACACCAUGACGUUUGCCAGCGCCAUGUCGGAGCUCCUCCUCCACAUGUUCCUCCUCAUGCUGACGCCGCACUGGCUCCUGCGCAUCCUGCCCUUCGAGGUGACCCGCAAGGCCAUCGAGGCUCGCGAGGCGUACCUGCGUUACGUGGACGAGCUCCUGGAGCACAAGAUACGGCAGGUCGGGGAAGUAGAUGGGGACGAGGAAGAGGCCGAGGACGAGGUGGAGGGGGCACGAGGGAAGAGGAAGGAGGAGGGUAUGGAUCUGAUGGGCCAGCUGGUGCGGUCGAGCUACGUAAAGACCAAGGUGCCGGGGGCAGCGCGAUCGGGAGGAGAGGAGUGGGAGGUACGGAUGAGCGACCAAGCCCCCCUGAAGCGGGACGACAUCACGGGCAACGCCUUCAUCAUGAUGGUGGCCGGCCACGAGACGACGGCCAACACGCUGCACUUCACCAUGCUGCAGCUGGCGGCCAACCCGGCGUCGCAGCGCCGGCUGCACCGCGACCUGGAUCGGAUCCUGCCGGCGACCGACGCCGAGGGCAAGCCGAUCGACUGGGCCGGCGACCCGUCCGUAUGGGGCUACGACCUCGUCGCCCCGCUGCAGGCCAGCAUGGUGGGCGCCUGCAUGAACGAGACGCUGCGUGUGCUGCCGCCCGUCGUCGAGAUCCCCAAGGUGUCCUGCCCGCAGGACCAGACCGUCGUCCUCGAUGGCGAGCCCGUCGUCAUACCGGCCCGGUCCAUCGUCAUCAUCAGCGCCGCCGCCGCCCACAUGAACCCGCGGCACUGGCCCGCCGAGCCGAGCCGCGUGAGACCCGGCCACGACGACCUUGCCGAUUACGUCCCCGAACGAUGGUACAGGCAGACCAUUGUCGGCAACGACAAGGACGAGAGCGAGGAAGACGAAGGGGAACUGAAGAAGGAAAAGAAGACGAAACCGCCUCGGCAGCAGAAGCAGCAGCAGCAGCAACCUACAUCUGCGAGGGGACUAGAAGGAGGACAAGGGGCGAGUACAGGUACUGGCGGUACAGGCGGUACAGGCGGUACAGGCGGUACAGGUUAUCCCGGCAUCGGCAUUGGUGGCGGCAGCAGCAGCGGCACAUCCUUCUUCAGACCGGAACGAGGCGCCUUCGUCCCGUUCAGCGACGGGGCGAGGGCCUGCCUGGGCCGCAGGAUAGCCCAGGUAGAGGUGCUGGCUACGCUGGCGGCGGUGCUGCGCGAUCACAGCGUCGAGCUGGCCGUGGACGAGUGGGCUACCGACGACGAGGUGGACGGCAUGGAUCGCACGCAGAGGGCGGAGGUGUUUAUGAGGGCCAAGAGCAGGAUGCUCCAGGCCGUGGCCGCGUCUUCGUCGCUGGUGACGCUCAAGAUGCGCGGGGCCGAGGUGCCGCUUCGCUUCGUCAAGAGGGGGCACGAGAAGUUUAUCGACUGGCUCGACAGUGAUGACGAGUGA
Messenger RNA from Geosmithia morbida, 2082 nucleotides. RefSeq names its product Cytochrome P450. The transcript has a single exon. Gene Ontology annotation, molecular function: monooxygenase activity; iron ion binding; heme binding. The record is from RefSeq and is a predicted model, not a curated record. Bases 1 to 2082 code for a protein of 693 amino acids. Lineage: Eukaryota; Fungi; Ascomycota; Sordariomycetes; Hypocreales; Bionectriaceae.